Piliocolobus tephrosceles (Ugandan red Colobus) is the source of this 1371-nucleotide messenger RNA. RefSeq names its product golgin subfamily A member 8S-like. Gene Ontology annotation, cellular component: Golgi cis cisterna; Golgi apparatus; cis-Golgi network. The record is from RefSeq and is a predicted model, not a curated record. Lineage: Eukaryota; Metazoa; Chordata; Mammalia; Primates; Cercopithecidae. The annotation marks the transcript as partial. The transcript has 15 exons. Gene Ontology annotation, biological process: Golgi organization.
AUGUGGCCCCAACCCCGCCUCCCUCCCCACUCUGCAAUGGCAGAAGAAACUCGACAGAGCAUAUUGGCUGAGGCCAAGAAAAAGUUAAAAGAAUAUUGGCAGAGAAACAGCCCUGGUGGUCCAGCAGGAGCAAAGAAGAACAGGAAAACAAAUGGCAGUAGCCCUGAGACAGCCACUUCUGGUGGUUGCCACUCACUUGGGGAUUCAGCAACAGGUAUCGACGGAGAGGGCCCUACGUCAUCUGCACCCCUCAAGGAUCUGGAGAGUCUGUGCCAAGAACUACCAGCAGCCCUGGACUCGAGGUCCGUAAAAAUCAAUCAACUGAAUAACAUCAUCAAAUCUUUGGAACAACAGAAGAAACAAGUGCAACAUCAGCUGGAAGAAGAAAAGAAGGCAAACAACAAGAAACAGAAAACUGAAAGGGAGCUAGAGGUUCAAAUCCAGAGAUUGAAUAGACAGAUAGAGAAACUACAUACGGACAUGUAUCACACGGAACGUUCUCUCAGAUACUUUGAAGAAGAGUCCAAGGAUCUGUCUGGCCGCCUGCAACAUACAGUGCAGUGUAUAGGAGAGUUAGAGCGGGCUCUCUCUGCCGUCCCCGCCACAAAGGAGGAGAAGGAGAUCAGUUUCUCAAGCCGCAGUCAAGCACUUACUGAGUGGCAGUUAGAGCAGUCCAUACAGGAGAAGGCACGGCUGAAAAAACGCCUGACAUGGAUGAGGGAGUCGCUUAAACAAGCCCAGCUACAGAGAGAUGAAUAUGCUCAACAUCUAAAAGGAGAGAGGGCCCAGUGGCAGCAGAGGAUGAGAAAAAUGUGGCAGGAGGUUUGCACCUUGAAGAAAGAGAAGAAGGAUGGUGUGCAUCGGGUGGAGGAGCUGAAGAGGAGCUUGUCCAAACUCAAAAACCAGAUGGCUGAACCCCUGCACCCGGAGCCCCCAGCAGUGCCCCCUGAGGAGGAGCUGCAGCACCUGAGGAAGGAACUAGAGAGAGUGUCAGCAGAGCUCCAGGCCCAGGUGGAAAACCAUCAGCACGUAAGUCUCCUGAACCAGGCACAAGAGGAGAGGCUUCGGGAGCAGGAGGAGAGAAUUCGUGAGCAGGAGGAGAGACUUUGUGAGCAGGAGGAGAGACUUCAGCAGCUGGCCGAGCCACAGAGCGGCGUCGAGGAGCUGAACGACAAGAACAAGAGCGCACUGCAGGUGGAGCAGCAAGCAGCGGAGCUACUGGAGAAGCUGGACGAGGAGUGCCUGGAAGUUGCCAGCCACCAGAGCCAGCAGCUGAAUGCCCCAUUGAACCUCAUGGCUCUCCCUGGGGAAGGAGAUGGAGGAGGACAUCUGGACAGUGAGGAGGAGGACCUGGAGAGCUGGGAGGCCAUG